This is a messenger RNA of Micromonas commoda, 255 nucleotides long. RefSeq lists its product with no specific name. NCBI's taxonomy places the organism in Eukaryota, Viridiplantae, Chlorophyta, Mamiellophyceae, Mamiellales, Mamiellaceae. The coding region runs from base 1 to 255 and encodes 84 amino acids. The record is from RefSeq and is a predicted model, not a curated record. The transcript has a single exon.
AUGGAUGCACGGGUGGGGAAAAGACAGUGCGCGAUGCGUGAAGCACCGACGAGAGACUGCGAGGGGCUGGCGCGAGCCCGCCCCUUUGCCUUUGUUGAGUACACCACACACGCGGGUGUUAUGACUGGCACGCCUGGCACCUGUUUGCACUCCGCGGACUGCUCCGAAACACACACGCGGGUGUUCUCACUGGCACACACUAGCGCUACUGUAUGGGAAACAGCAGUAGACUAUCUUCGUUGUGCCAUAUCAUAA